CUUCACAAUGAGGAUGACCCCUCGGAGUCUUCAGCAGCUGAGGAGCCCUCCACGUCUACGGAGACUCUGCAGACCCCCCAGACAGCAGCCUUAUCUGAAGCAGAUACUUCCCCUCCACCUUACUGUAGCAUAGCUGUAGAAGCAGCUGCAACCUCAGAAACACACAAUGAAUUUUAUCCUGUACCACCUCCAUACAGUGUAGCUACCUCUCUUCCUACUUAUGAUGAAGCAGAGAAGGCCAAAGCUGCAGCAAUGGCAGCUGCUGCAGCAGAAGUUGCCCAACGACACGCCCAGUUUAGGGAGUCUAGGAGUCUGUUUGAUGAAAUAUUCCUCAGUCGUCCAGAGGAAGAAGAGUAUCCACCACGAGAUGAUUUCAGUGAUGCAGAUCAGCUUAGAGUGGGCAAUGAUGGCAUCUUCAUGUUGGCAUUUUUCAUGGCGUUUAUUUUCAACUGGAUUGGAUUUUGUUUAUCCUUCUGUAUAACAAAUACCAUAGCUGGAAGGUAUGGUGCAAUCUGUGGAUUUGGUCUCUCCCUGAUCAAAUGGAUUCUCAUUGUACGGGACUCCUCCUGUUCUUUCGAGGCUUCGUUAAUUAUCUUAAAGUCAGAAAUAUGUCUGAAAGCAUGGCAGCUGCCCACAGAACAAGAUUUUUUUUCUUGUACUGAAGACUGCAUCGAACAGACAUUCCUUUCCUAUACCAGUGUGAAACUUCCAGAUGAUCUGUAACCCUCUGAGUUAAUAGGAUAGAAGACUACUAAAACCAGAAGAUGAAUUAGUGAAGAUACGGCUUCUAAAAUGAAUGGCGGGAUGGUUUAAGCUCAAAUACCAGUUCUGGUCAUUCUAGUAAAUAUUUAUAAUUGCUGUCUUUUGUUUUAGCACAUUUGUAUAUGUGCUUAUUAAAAAGAUAGUAUUGAAGUGAGAAUGAACCAUCUGUUAAUAUAGCUUAAGUACAGUCAGACUCGGUUAAUCUGUGCUUGUUGUAUCUGAAAGAUUUAAGUGGUAACUUGUUUCACAGCAUGUGUGUACCACUGACUUGUUGAUCUGAACUUUGAGUACAAUGAAAUGCAUUAAAUGAUUCAGAUUAACCAGUUCAGACAGGUUUUUUUAUAUAAUUUAGAUUCAUCUAAUGAUUGUGUAGAACAUUUUUAAGUUUACUAAACCCAGACUUCCUUGUUGUCACAAACUUGUAUUUGCCGUUAUUUUAUCAAAUUCAAACCAAUAUACUGGUUUGCUUAAAACUGAUACUCCUCUUUGAGUCCCCUGUAAAUAACUCUGC
Molecule: messenger RNA, 1273 nt
Organism: Charadrius vociferus (killdeer)
Lineage: Eukaryota; Metazoa; Chordata; Aves; Charadriiformes; Charadriidae
Gene: NDFIP2
Product: Nedd4 family interacting protein 2
Exons: 7
Biological process (GO): positive regulation of protein ubiquitination; ubiquitin-dependent protein catabolic process; metal ion transport
Cellular component (GO): endoplasmic reticulum; perinuclear region of cytoplasm; Golgi apparatus
Molecular function (GO): WW domain binding
Source: RefSeq, a predicted model, not a curated record